CGGUCACUCGGGCUUAGUCGCUUGCCAACACUAUAAAAAAACUAAACGGGUAUAGCUGAAAAUUACAAUCGCAGGACACAAUUUUAUAGACGGCAAUGGAAUCGGAGACGAAAGCCAGCGGCGAGGAGAAGCAGCAGGAAGACCCCUCAGCAGUGCCCAUGGACACGCUGGACCCACCGCCACCGAGUAGCAGCUCCAAGACCCUCAAACGCUGCCUAAGUGUGCCCAUAAUCCGGACUCCGCCGACGGGGAAGUCGGGAAAGACCCCGAUGACCACACGCGCAGCCGCAGCGGCUGCUCUGGCGGCCAAGGAGCACGAGCAGACGCCCAAGAAGAGCCAACAGGUGCUGGAUAUCCAGAUGCCGAAUGUCGCAUCCAUCGAUUGCUUCGGCAAGAAUAUACACAUACGCUCGCAGCCCAAUUCCAGGGAGGUGUCCCCGGCUCCCGUAUUCAAUAUAUUCACCCCUCGAGCAAGGAGGUAUUCGGCCAGCUACAGUCCGUUGACCACUGCCGCCAAUGGGGCCACUCUUUGCCUAACUCCCCGGGUCUCCCAGCUGAGGCAAGAGGAGUGCGCAGACCUGAACAGUCGGGAGGUUAAUCAUGAGCGCGAAGUUCACCGGGAAAUACAGAUCUCCCAGAGCUGGGAGGACUUGACUCUGGUGGCCGAGAACUGGUCCUGCAAAUCGGACGAGCUCUCGAACCCCCUGCAGGUCAGCCUGCCACCCACGGGCACCACCAGUUGCUCCAGUCCCAGUCCCACGAACAAUCGCGCGGGCAUGAGACUACCAUAUUCCCCGUCGCCCACCAGGCGAACCUUUGCCACCAGGCGAUCGAUGUCGCCCAUUGCCAUGAGACCAUCUCAGCUGGGGCCCGUGAAGAGGAAGUUCGAGCUGGAUGAUAAUCCCACACAGGGCAGCAACUGGAGCGUUUACUCUCCUCCGCCAAUGAAGAAGAUCUUCACGGAAAGUCGCGGCUCUUCGCCGGUGUGUCAAUCGCCCUCGUCGGUUUGUCCCAGUCCUGAUUCCGGAACCUUUGAUGGCCGGAUUACGCCCAAGUUGUUCAUCUCGAAGCUGUGCACAAAUAACACGGUGAGCGGAAGUGGACUUAAUAACAAUAGCAGCAGCUCGGGAUGUCCGUCACCCGUUUCCGCAUCGCCCGGAGGCGUGGGCAGUGGGCCGAAUCUGGAGGCUGCCAUGUGCCUUGUCUCCGGCGGAAGCCAGAGCCAAAGUAUCGACGAGGGAAUCUCGAUACCCGAGUCGGAGUCGCACUCCUCCUGCCGCAGUCGCACCUCCUCCAUACUGUCCACCGCAUCCUCCAGCACUCAGGUGCUGGUCAAUGAUUUGGUGGACGAUGCCACUCUAAUGGACGAUGCCAAAAGCGAGACCUCCUCGAUCGGUGGAUGCUCCACCAUUAGCAUAGAGUCAUCCUCCUGCGACAGUGGUGCCAAAACAGCUGCCACUUUCCUGAAUCGCCUUGUGGUGGAUUCUGAUGGCGGGGGCUCGCCACUUGCUCAGAAGAGCUUCUACAUCAACAAGCAGGGAUUGUCGGGCGCCAAGAAGUUUGUCGUCAAUCAUGAAAGAACUGGAGCUAUCAGCAAGGAUGUGCCGCAAAAGCUUUAAGAAAUGCGUGGAAGCACGCGCAGUUUAGCUUAGCUUAGGGGUCGAUUUUAGGGAUGUUUAAGUAGUGGAACAAACUCAGGCGCCAAAAAUUAGUCUUUGGUUAAUUUUAAGUGAUUUGCUUUGAAUUCCUUGGGAACUGUAUAUACGUUAAAAAAGAAAUCCAUCAAAUAUCCAUGCCAGUUGUCUUCCAAGUCAAUCUUUAACCAAAAUAGCUAGAUUCUUUUAAAAAUGUAGAUUGUCAUCCAUCGUUUUUUAAAAUAUUUACAAGAGCUAAACGUAAAAACGUUGGAACAAAAUGGGAAUAUAAAUUACUAUUAAUAUUUUGAGUAUUUAUAUUCACAUUUAAUUAACAGAUAAAAUUCGAAGUUUUUGUUUUUCCUUAAGUAUUCAAAGCAAAGUUUCCUGGAAAAGACCAAAGAUAAAAUAGCGGUACUAUGAUUUUUGUAAGGAAAAUCGACCCAACAUACCCAAUCACACACACGCUUUAGUUGGGGGUCCUAAUCGAUCCCCUGACUUGCUAAAUACUAGGUCGUAGCUUUGUUGUACAUAGUUAAGUUGUUUGUCUGAAGUUCUACACCAUCUUGCAUAUCAUUUAUCGCAAAACCCACUCGCACUCUCUUUCACCCCUAGCAAACAAUCGUUUUUAAUAUGUUAGCCUAAGAUUUAGCCAGAGUUAUUUUCCCCCACCCUUUGUGUUAUAAUAUGUUCUUCAUUUCCAAUGUUUCGAUUUAACAAUAUUUUUUUACCUUAGUAAAAGUUAAUACGCCCGUAUAUUUA
Drosophila subpulchrella is the source of this 2396-nucleotide messenger RNA. RefSeq lists its product as uncharacterized. The record is from RefSeq and is a predicted model, not a curated record. Lineage: Eukaryota; Metazoa; Arthropoda; Insecta; Diptera; Drosophilidae. The transcript is spliced from 3 exons. Bases 96 to 1619 code for a protein of 507 amino acids. Gene Ontology annotation, molecular function: protein serine/threonine phosphatase inhibitor activity.